This is a messenger RNA of Osmerus eperlanus (European smelt), 2581 nucleotides long. It is a transcript of the gene rhobtb3, whose product is annotated as Rho related BTB domain containing 3. Gene Ontology annotation, biological process: proteasome-mediated ubiquitin-dependent protein catabolic process; regulation of proteolysis. Lineage: Eukaryota; Metazoa; Chordata; Actinopteri; Osmeriformes; Osmeridae. Gene Ontology annotation, cellular component: nucleus; cytoplasm. Gene Ontology annotation, molecular function: ubiquitin protein ligase binding. The transcript is spliced from 12 exons. The record is from RefSeq and is a predicted model, not a curated record. Bases 570 to 2369 code for a protein of 599 amino acids.
CGUCCUCUCUCUCUCCCUCUCUCCCUCUCUGUCUCAACCUCUCCCUUUCUCUCCCUAGAACGGUCUGUUGCUCUUUCUCCACACUCUGUGUUCAUGUGCUUUACUUUCUACCUCUGCUUCCAAUACUUUGCUUUAUACCCUGGCGACAGUGUUAGUUGGAUAAAGAGGUGGAAUUGGAAUAUCGAGGGUUUUUUUUUAGCGUCGACUUGUGUUUUCUAUCGGGUGUCAACUUGUUUCUUUUUAGCGCAUUGGCUGCCAAUGUCGUCUGGAUCCUGGCGGUGUUGGCGUUCUUUCCAGCUUGUCUGACCACCUAUGAGUCCUGGAGGUUGGACAUUAACAAAAGCGGUAUGGGGUUCGCUUUAUGAAUGAACAACGAUGAAGUAAACACACGAGAUCGCAAAACUCUCCAACCGUGUUCGCGGGAAGAGAGCCACAGAUAGGCUAUGUGGGAUUAACGGACCAGUAUCCGCGACUCAUUGCGGAAAAGCCUCUCACCGCAGACUCAUGUGAAAACGCACCGUGGAAGAACGUGCUCAAAAAGCAUUGGCCAUUGGAAGACCAAGUUGACCAUGUCCAUUCAUAUCGUAGCUCUGGGCAGCGAGUGCCCUGGGGGAGUGGGGCCGGGGGAAGAGGCCAUGGGCCAGGGACAACUCCAGGGGGGUCUGCUUUGGAGCUACUUGGGCCAUGGCGCGGUGGCCGGACCACGGGACCUGGAAAGAAGCCUGUCCAACCCGGCCUUUAUGGAAUACACAUCACGCGUGUUCGGAGAUGUUACCGUGGUGGUGCGGGAUUGCCCAAGCUGGGAUCUUUUGGACAGUGACUGGGCAAGCGUACGGAGUGUUCUAGAACAGGCAGACAUCCUGGUCAUCAAGUACUCGGUCAAUGACAAGCUAGCCUUCCAGCAGGUACGCAAUGGCUACGCCCCCCGACUUCGCCCACUCCUGCGUCACUGGGGAGUACCAGUCAUUUUGGUUGCCGUGGGAGCACGUUUAAAUGAUGAGGGUCCCCCCUGCACGUGCCCCCUGUGUGCGUCGGACUGGAGCAGCUGUGUCCCCCACAGCGAGGGCCUGCAGCUCUCCAGGGACCUGGGGGCUACCUACCUCGAGCUCCCUUCCCUCAACCAUGUCUUUGUGGGCCGUUACUUUGGCAGCGUGCUGGAGUAUUUCAUGAUCCAGUGUUUGAAGCAGAAGGCCAAAGAGAGGCCGGAGAAGAGGCGGGGAAACAAGCUGAACGAGCCCCGUCCUCCUCAUUUGGAACAACCAGCACGUCUUCCACCCAUCAGAGUGGAGGAGUCCAGCUUCUCUCAGGACAUGCAGUGGCUCCUGGAGCGGGGGGUCCAGUUUGCAGACGUGGCCUUCUAUGCCGGGGAUUCUGGGAAGGAGCUGGGGUGGGCGCAUGCUGCUGUGCUCUGUGCCGUCAGCCCCUACUUCAGACAGCUGCUGCUGGGUCCCAAAGCCAGAGAGCGUCCAACGUCCCGGUGUGUCUGUCGAGAACGAGACGGCGCACCCCACUCACUGCUCUCCACAUGGGACGGCAUCGACGACAUGCCACGGCCAGACGGGCACCUGGCCGGACGCCUAUCUCGGCUGGUGGUGAAGGACCCGCUACUCUGCCUGUGCCUCUGGGAGACCCUCAUGUUUCUAUAUAGAGUGUGCGUGUGUGUCUGUUUCUGCUGUGACCCAGGUGCAUGGGAGUGGGAGCACCUCCAGGAGGCCGUGGCCGAGAAGCUGAAGAACUCCCUGGCUGUGGCUCAGCUCAUGGACCGGAUACGAUCGUUCCUGGGCAGAGACAAGCACGGCCCCCGGGACACCCCCAAUGCACGUGCAGCUCAGCUCGGCCCCCAGUCGCUGGUCAACCUCUUCAACUCGCCUCUGUACUCUGACGUCAUCUUCAUGGUGCAAGGGAGCGUCUUACCGGCCCACAGGGCGGUGCUAGUGGCUCGCUGUGAUGUCAUGGCGGCCAUGUUCAGCGGGAAAUACGCCGAGGCGCGGAGCCGAGUGGUCCCCAUCCAUGGGGUCUCCUCCGACACCUUCCUGUCCUUCCUGGAGUACCUCUACACUGACACCUGCUGUCCGGCCAGUGUGCUCCAGGCCAUGGCCGUGCUGGUCUGUGCGGAGAUGUACCAGGUGAAGCGGCUGCAACACCUCUGCGAGGUGUGCGUCUGCGCUUACCUACAGAGUAUGCCCAGCCGAGAGUUAGCAUCCACUGGCAUCAGCGUGAUCCGCCUGCUCCGCAGGGCAAAGUGUCACAAUGCAGAGCAGCUAUACGUUUGGCUUCUCCACUUCAUCGCCAAUAACUACCUAAUCUUCAGCCACAAGCCAGAUUUCCUGGAACUCUUGGGUGAGACGUCAGUUGCUUUUAUGGUCUGAACAGCUGUCACAUUGGCCAAUUAUAAUAAUAAUAAUAAAUGCAUUCAUUUAGUAGACACUUUUGUCCGAGGCGACGUUCAGUACUUACAGCAACCUUCUUGAUGAGCUAUAUUGUCAUCAAUCACAGUAUCUGUGGCUAAGAGGUUGAUAUUAGGGGAGUCAGGUGGCUGAGAGGUUAGGGAAUUGCGCCAGUAAUCCAAAGGUUGCUGGUU